AUGGUGGUGACGCGAGUGGCAAAGAUACGAGAUGGCAAAGUAGAAAUUCUAAACGAGCACAUUAAAAUCUAUAAAAUCGCCAAUUUUCAAAACACCCAGAAAACUUUCCAGGUAACCUCUUUCUUCAGCACCAUAGGCCUAUACUACAAGCGGCACGGUUGGCUAGCGGAAGUUGCGGAGGCGCGCGCAUGUGUGAGUCGGAAAUAUUCUGCACACACAUCAAAUAUUUCGCAGCCUUUAGAAAUAAUCAAUCCAGUGGUUUUUGAACAAAUAUGCAAUGAAACUCUGGAAUCCUUGUGCGAAUACUUUGAAGAAAUCGUGGAAAAGUCUUCCGAUUUGAAGGGUGCAGAUAUAACAUUCAGUGAUGGAGUUUUAACAGUAGCACUUGGUCCCACCUAUGGAACUUAUGUAAUAAAUAGGCAAAGCCCAAACAAGCAAAUUUGGCUCAGUUCCCCUGUUUCUGGCCCUAAACGCUAUGAUUUAAUAUUAAAAGAUGGAGGAUAUUGGGUUUACAAACAUGAUGGAGUGACCUUGCAUAAGCUUUUACAAGAAGAAAUAUCGAAGAUUGUUGGGACUGUAGACUUUGGGAAUUGUUCCCAUGGUGUAAUCUAA
Molecule: messenger RNA, 612 nt
Organism: Parnassius mnemosyne (clouded apollo)
Lineage: Eukaryota; Metazoa; Arthropoda; Insecta; Lepidoptera; Papilionidae
Source: the annotation of a GenBank genome assembly